CUCGUGCAGACGGAAUGUCCUGGGCGACCAGGCGGGCAGAGGCUGUAGCGGUCACCAGCGUCAAGGUUCCUCUCUCAGACCCCCCCGGCCCAGGGGUCAUCCUGAUGGCUGUGUAUUUCUCCAAGAUAUGGUUGCCAAUCAUGGGCGUCCGGGUCGAUCGCGGUCCAAGCUGCCCAUACACAGCUCGCGUGCCUAUAUGAGUUCGCGCGCGCCCUCCCGGGUGUUAGUAGAUUGGUAUUUCAAGCCACCUAGCUACCCACCUGUCUAGCUGCCCCCACUCGUCCCCGAGCGAUAACGAUGGUGGUUUUCGCCAUGGGGUGUCCCUCUGGACUCCGCGGUCUCUCGCUCGCCCUCCUGGCGAGUACAGCAUCAGCCGCCGUGAUACCUCGAGACCCUAUUCCCGAUGGCUUUGUUGCCCCCCCGUAUUAUCCAUCCCCCUACGGCGGGUGGGCCGACGACUGGGCUGAGAGCUAUAGCAAGGCGACCAAGCUGGUAUCGCAGAUGACCGUAGCCGAGAAGGUGAACAUCACUGCUGGUACCGGUCUUUUCAUGGUAGGGCGCUGUGUUGGCAACACCGGCAGCGUACCCCGAUUAGGGUUCCCGCAGCUCUGCCUACAGGAUGGACCCCUUGGUAUUCGCUCGACCGACAAUAACACCGCGUUCCCCGCCGGGAUUACCACUGGUGCGACCUUUAACAAGGAGCUUAUAUACCAGAGAGGUGUUGCCCUCGGCGAGGAAUUCAGGGGCAAGGGAGCCAACUUCUACUUGGGACCGAGCGUCGGUGCCUUGGGGAGGAAACCGAGAGGGGGUCGUAACUGGGAAGGCUUCGGAUCGGACCCGGUGCUCCAGGCAAUAGCCGGAGCGGAGACGAUCAAGGGCGUCCAGGAGCAAGGAGUUAUUGCGACGCUUAAGCACCUGAUCGGAAACGAGCAAGAGCUUUACCGCAUGUACAACCCAUUUCAACGAGCGUACAGCGCAAAUAUCGACGACCGAACAAUGCAUGAAGUGUACCUCUGGCCAUUCGCAGAAGGCGUUAGGGCUGGCGCGGGCUCAAUCAUGUCAGCAUAUAACGAUGUAAAUGGCUCUGCCGCUUCUCAGAAUAGUUACCUUCUCAACGGCCUCUUGAAAGACGAACUAGGCUUCCAAGGCUUCGUGAUGACCGACUGGCUCUCCCAGAUCUCGGGCGUUGCUGCUGCUCUAGCCGGUCUCGAUAUGUCCAUGCCUGGAGACACGAUUGGAAACGCCAUUCCUCUGACUGGGCACUCCCAUUGGAUGUAUGAGCUCACGCGAUCGGUCCUAAACGGCUCCGUACCCGUUGAUCGCCUCAAUGAUAUGGCCACGCGUAUCGUCGCGACGUGGUAUCAAUUCGGCCAGGACAAAGAUUUCCCUCCUCCUAACUUCUCGACCAAUACGGCCGAUCGAGAAGGGCCCCUAUAUCCGGGUGCCCUGUUCUCUCCGUCUGGUGUGGUUAAUGAAUACGUUAACGUGCAGGGGGACCAUAAGGUGGUGGCCAAACAAGUAGCCCAAGAGGCGAUCACGUUGCUCAAGAACGACGGGGGUUUCCUUCCUCUAUCGACCUCGACGCCACUGUUCGUCUUCGGCACCGACGCGCAGGCGGAUCCCAGAGGCAUCAACUCGUGUGUGGAUAAGAGCUGCAACCGAGGCCUCCUAGGGAUGGGAUGGGGUUCGGGUUCGGCAAACUACCCAUACUUGGAUGACCCCAUCAGCUCCCUGAGGCGCAAGGCGGCUAACGUGACCUACUACGCGACGAAUAGCUUCCCCAGUGUCCAGACGCCAGGUGGUGGCGACACCGCCAUCGUUUUCAUCAGCUCCGACGGGGGCGAGAACACGUACACAGUGGAGGGUAACCACGGCGACCGCGACGCUAGCGGGCUCGUGGCCUGGUACAACGGCGACGAGCUUGUGCAGAAGGCAGCUGCGAAGUACAGCAACGUUGUCGUCGUCGUCCACACGGUUGGCCCUAUUGUUGUGGAGCCCUGGAUUGAUCUGCCCUCGGUCAAGGCCGUGCUCGUCGCGCAUCUUCCAGGGCAGGAAGCCGGUGACUCGCUAACAGAACUCCUGUUCGGUGAGGCGUCGCCGAGCGGACACCUUCCGUACACCAUUCCCGUCUCCGAGAAGGACUUCCCCGAUAGCGUCGGCCUCGUGGCGACGCCCUUGAGCCAGACGCAGGACACGUACUCGGAGGGCAUAUAUAUCGACUACCGGUACCUCAACAAGCACGGCAUCAAGCCGCGGUUCGCCUUCGGCCACGGGCUAAGCUACGCAUCGUUCACGUUCUCCAAUGCGACGAUCAAGCGUGUCCCGAACGCGCCACUGUCGGAAGAACCGCCCGCGCGGCCGCCCAAGCUAGCGUCGCCCAUCGCCGGGCUCGACGUCAGUUUGCCGGACGCCACUGAGGCAUACUAUCCGGAGUCUGGCCUCGACCGUAUCUGGCGGUAUCUGUAUCCGUGGCUCGAUAAGGGCGACGCCGACAAGGCGUACACGAUUGGUGUUGAGGGCCGUGAGAAGUACCCGUAUCCAGAGGGUUACUCUCCCGAGCAGCGGACCGAGGUGCCCGUCGCGGGCGGCACCAACGGCGGCAACCCGGCGCUAUGGGACGCGGCGUACGAGGUGACGGUGACGGUGACGAACACUAACACGGGCAAGGCACCGGCGGGCAAGGCGGUCGCGCAGGCGUACGUCCAGUUCCCGGCUGGGAUCGCGUGGGACACGCCGCCGGUGCAACUGCGGGACUUCGCGAAGACGGGCAAGGCGCUCGGCGGCGGCGAGAGCGCGCAGCUACGGCUCAGCCUCACGCGGCGCGACGUCAGCGUGUGGGACGUGGUGCGCCAGAACUGGAUCGUGCCGAACCCGCGCGGCCGCUACGCGAUCUGGGUCGGCGACGCGAGCGAUAACCUCCGGGUCGCGUGCUACACAGACACGCUGACGUGCGAGGAGGGUCUCGAGCCCCCCGUCUGAACCAAGGUGAGGGGUGAUUAAAGAAGG
This is a messenger RNA of Durotheca rogersii, 3006 nucleotides long. RefSeq names its product glycoside hydrolase family 3 protein. The record is from RefSeq and is a predicted model, not a curated record. The transcript is spliced from 4 exons. Gene Ontology annotation, biological process: glucan catabolic process. The coding region runs from base 298 to 2979 and encodes 893 amino acids. Gene Ontology annotation, molecular function: beta-glucosidase activity. Lineage: Eukaryota; Fungi; Ascomycota; Sordariomycetes; Xylariales; Xylariaceae.